Molecule: messenger RNA, 2070 nt
Organism: Scheffersomyces amazonensis
Lineage: Eukaryota; Fungi; Ascomycota; Pichiomycetes; Serinales; Debaryomycetaceae
Exons: 1
Coding region: 149-1924 (591 amino acids)
Biological process (GO): retrograde transport, endosome to Golgi
Cellular component (GO): Golgi apparatus; membrane
Source: RefSeq, a predicted model, not a curated record
UUAAAAAUGUCUCCGCUAUUUGAUUUUACGGAGAUGUCGCAUUACCAAGCAAUUGUCGCGGACGCUUUCGGUGAUACUUCCAUAAAUUCCUGAAAUAUUUAGUAUAUUCAAUAUCUUUACCCCAUUGCAUAGAAUCCUACCAAUAACAAUGAGAGUUUCUGUACUAUAUUCUAUUCUUUUGACGCCAUUGUUGGUGUUUGGUAAUAUAGUGAAAUUUGAUAAUGGAGUGAAUUCUCAAAUAUGUUCAGGAAUGUAUGCUAAAUCUGAUUGGGGAGGAUCUAAGAAACCCUUAAUUGAUAUAACUUUAACUCAAUUUGGUAAUGAAAAGUAUAAUCCUAAAAGUGAUAAUGGAGCUGAAGAACAUGAAGAAGAUAUAUCUGUUAGUUAUAUUAUUUUUGAAUAUAAAGAUAUAGGUAAUAUUGGUAUUGAUAUUGGAGAUGGUCAACAACAAUAUAUUUGUGAUGAUUAUGCUAUAGAAACUUUAGGAAUUUGUGAAGCAAGUCAUAAAGGUAAUUUCUUAUUAAAUACAAAUAUUACUAAUACUACUAUUUUAACUUCUAAAUUAGUUCACUUUGGUGAUGCUAAAAUAAAUUAUGCUAUUAAUACUACUGGUUAUUAUUGUGUAUCAACUUUUAGUCAAUAUGAUAAAGAAUAUAAAGGUAAAAUUAAUUUUCAAAAUGCCUUUGGUGAACUCAGUGCAAGUGAAAUUCCUAAAUUACCAGCUUAUGGUAUUUUAACAUUAUGUUAUGCCAUUACUUUAGCUUUAUUUGGAUUCCAAUUCUUUAAAAAGAGAAAGCAAAAUCAAAUUUUACCAUUGCAAAGAUAUUUAUUAGCAAUGUUAGGAUUCUUAACAUUUGAUACUAUAGUAGUAUGGUCUUAUUAUGAUUUGGUUAAUAGAACUGCUAACCCUUCAAAUGCAUUUGUUAUCUUUUACAUGAUAUUUCUUUCCUUAUUAAAUGCUGGUAAAAUUACAUUUUCAUUUUUCUUAUUAUUAUGUAUUGCUUUAGGAUAUGGGGUUGUGGUAUUAAAAUUAGAUAAGAAAGUUAUGUUAAAAUGUAAAAUAUUAGCUGGUUGUCACUUUUUAGCUUCAACCUUAUAUUUAAUUACUACAUAUUACAAUGGUUCAUCAAACUCUUUAACAGUUACAACUAAUAUUGAUGAUAAUAUUGGUAAUGGAUUUCUUGGAUUAUUACCAUUAAUUCCUGUGACUAUUACUUUAGCAACUUAUUAUGUUACUAUUUUAGCAUCUAUAAGAGCUACUACUGCUAAUUUACAUAAACAACGUCAAGUAAUUAAAUUACAAUUAUAUGAAAACUUGUUUAGAAUUAUAUUCUUUUCAGUUAUUUUAACAUUUAUUGGUUUAAUUGGAUCAUCUCUCAUAUAUUUGAGUAUGUCAACCAUUGAAAUGAUAGAACAACAUUGGAAAGGUGCAUUUUUCAUAUUUGAAUUCUGGCCUAGUGUAGUUUUCUUCUUUGUAUUUAUGGGAGUUGCUUGGUUAUGGAGACCUACAGAAACAAGUUAUAUGUUAGCUAUUUCACAACAAUUAUCAGGAGGAGAUGAUGAAGAGGGACAAAAUCCUAACGGUCAUGAAUUUGAAUUAGAUGAUUUAUCAUUAAUGAGUCAUAGUGAUGAUGAACAAGGAGCUAGAAGAGAUAGUUUUGAAUUAUCAGAAGAUAUACCUCAAAACCCAUUUGUAUCCAAGAAGGAUCCACCUCCUGGAUAUGAUGAGUUAGAUAAUGAAAAUGGUUCGACUGGAGAAAAUGGUAAUACCUUAUUUGAAUUGGGUGAUGAUGAAGAAACUGAUAUUCUUAAUCAAAAUCAUGAACAAAAUGGUAAUGAACAAGAUCAUGAUGAUGUUGAUCUUGACAAUGACGAAGACGAAGACGACAAUUUUACAGCCCACGAAGACGACAGAUUGACUUAGGUCUCUUACUCAGUCCCAGUAUAUAGAACUGCCAUCCCGUAUAGAUUCUACAGAGACCAGAUAGCGUCGUUUAAAAAUAUAAUGUAACCCAUAUGGUGAAGGUAAUGCACGCGUAACUGUAGAUAUUUUAAAUACACGAACAAAAA